AUGGCCAAACCAACCAUCGACCCUCCAAAUGGCACGCGACAGGCCGGCACUAUACCGCGACCAUCGCGGAAUGUUAGUCCCAACAAAGAGCUACUACGUCGUAAAGCCCAGAUCACUGAUUUACAGACACGAUUGAAGAAUAUGCAAAUUAAGGACAAGAAACAAGUCGAGCAAAUAAAACGGUUGGAGACCGAAGUGAAAGCUACGAAAGAUAAUUCUACGGAAAGGUCCAGCAGGGCGUCCAUCAGGGCGAAGAGUGCUGAAAAUGCAGAUCUUAAGGCCGAAGUCGUACGGCUGAAAAAGGAAAACAAAGAACUGACAGAAAUAGUCAAAACCACGAUUCCACACCUUGAGAUAAAAACUGAGCAACAAACAUUGCAGCUCCGCGACUUAGAAAACGAGAACGCGGAGCUCAGGGACAUGGUAUUCGAUGGAGAAGAUAUGUACGAGGACCUGAGGAAGGAGCACGAGGACCUGAAGAAGGAGCUGGAACAAUUCAAAGCGAAGCAUCCUGUCCAUGAAACCAAUCGCCUCUUACAAAAGGCAGAAGAACAAUACGUACAUCAGCUCCUUGUACAGAACAAUGCGCUUGACAGCCAACUGUGCGAUGCUGUAAGAGAAUGCACGUUUAAGGACAUCCAGAUCAUCAACCUCACUUGCGACAGGGAAGCUCUUCGGGAGGAGUUGAAGGCGUUUACGGACGAGCCUAUAGAACUACCAGGGGACGCUUUGAAGGAUAACCGUUCAGACAGCGGUAGUACAAUUGUUUCGUCCGCUUUCGACGACGACGUGUCUUACGAUUCCGACGCAACUAUAGAUGUCCCCAUGCCUGACGUCGAAUCUUGCGAUCCCCCAACUGUUAUCAUCACCAUAUCCCCCGAACACGUAAAAGAAAAAAAUCCGAAAUUAUUGAACCGCCUCUUGGACUCAAUAGACUCCACUUCUAGUAUCGACAUCCGCGGGCCCGUCGACCUCGUCGCGGCAAUUCGGGAGAAUCUGGAGAAGAAGCGAUCCGAGGUCGGUGACUUGGUCAAAGAGGCCAGGAGACUGGAAGAUGCGCUUAGGGAGUCUAAUAGUCGUCCUCUAUGUGAGGAUCCCUCGCAUGUAAGCAUAAAAGACACAAUUACGGCUUUUAAAACUCAGUUGACGAUGUGUAAAGCUUUGAUCAGGCAGCAUGAAGCGAAGAGAGGCAUGUCGCCUUUAGACCCUGAGGUAAACCUGUCGACAUAUUAACAAAAUUAGGGAUAACUCGUAAAGAACAUCCCUCAUGUACAAUGUCAAAUAGCAAUGUCUAGUACGGUUCAGCUUUUCCGAUUGACAAGAUGGCCAUAUCUUCAUAUACAAAGAAGUUGAUCCAAGCAGCAUAAAAGGGAGAAGACAGAAGGAUAUUAUACUCCUCUAUUUGAUGGAGUUUAGCUGCGAAACUGGUACAAAAUUGACCCCGGUCGGAAACAAACAUCUAAUUCAAGCUACGCAACGCAUUUAGAAAUCCCUAAAGUUAAAUUCUGUCAGGAGCAUAGAAUUUCACAACUCAAGGAAAUAAAAAAGGCUAUCACACCAAAGAUCUAUUGUAAGAUCAGGUCACAUGACAUGAUGUCAUACUUGGGAGAGUGCUCCCUAGGAGUCAAUCCAAAGCUCUAAAAACAUAGACACACACUUCUUACGAAGUUUUC
Molecule: messenger RNA, 1673 nt
Organism: Aaosphaeria arxii CBS 175.79
Lineage: Eukaryota; Fungi; Ascomycota; Dothideomycetes; Pleosporales
Exons: 1
Coding region: 1-1233 (410 amino acids)
Source: RefSeq, a predicted model, not a curated record